Molecule: messenger RNA, 1878 nt
Organism: Mollisia scopiformis
Lineage: Eukaryota; Fungi; Ascomycota; Leotiomycetes; Helotiales; Mollisiaceae
Product: alcohol oxidase
Exons: 9
Coding region: 1-1878 (625 amino acids)
Biological process (GO): secondary metabolite biosynthetic process
Molecular function (GO): oxidoreductase activity, acting on CH-OH group of donors; flavin adenine dinucleotide binding
Source: RefSeq, a predicted model, not a curated record
AUGAAGCCAGGACUCUUUACCUUUGCAGCUCUGGCAACAACCGUUGCCGGAUCACCCAUCAGACAUGAGGGGCGCCAAACCAAUUCUACCCUUGCAGACCUACUUGGAGAUUUACUUGGCACCCUCAGUGCAAAUCUGACGUUUGAUUAUGUUGUCCUGGGAGGAGGAACAGGCGGCUUGACGAUUGCAAAAAGACUGGCGGAGGACCCUACUGCCACAGUCGCUGUCAUUGAAGCAGGCUCUCUUUACCAAGUCACGGAUCCUAUCCUCGAACAGACCCCUGCUGGAGAUGUAACCUUUGUUGGAACGAGUGAGACUCUGCCAACUGUCGAUUGGGGAUUCUUUACCUCAAAAGACCCCGCUUCUGACAAUCAAGCGCGGUCUUAUGCCAGAGGAAAAUGUCUGGGUGGAAGCUCUGCGAGGAAUUUUAUGAUUUACCAAAGACCUACGAUUGGGUCGCUUCAAAAUUGGGCUGAUGCUGUUGACGAUCAGUCCUACACAUUUGAUAAUUUCCUUCCUUACUACAAGAAAAGUCCGAAUUUUACCCCGCCAGGUCUGUUACGGGCUGUAAAUGCGACUCCCUCAUACAAUGCAGACGCUUUUAGUGCCACAGGAGGGCCAUUACAGGUAUCGUAUUCAAACUAUGCUCAAAGUUUCAGCAGCUACAUGCAAGGCGGCCUAAACGAAAUAGGCAUCUCAACUAUUCAAGACUUCAACAGUGGCUCAUUGCUAGGAUGUCAAUACUGCUCCUCAACAAUCAGACCAGAAGGCGAGACUCGGGAUUCUUCGCAAACCUCUUUCCUCAAUGAAGCUAUCUCAGAAGGCUUAUCCAACCUCAAAGUGUUCGCUCUCACGAUGGCGAAGAAAGUAAAUUUUGACGCGAACAAGAAAGCAAUCAGCGUCGAUGUCGAGGACCUUGACCUUAUCCCUUAUACCAUCAACGUCAACAAAGAAGUCAUCCUGUCCGCAGGAGCCUUUCAGUCCCCGCAAUUGUUGAUAGUCUCUGGGAUUGGACCUGCUGCACAGGUACAAGCUCUAGGGGUGCCUCUUGUACAGGAUCUUCCAGGCGUGGGACAGAAUAUGCAAGAUCAUAUUUUCUUUGGUCCGGCGUAUAGAGUCGCUUUGACAACUUUCACCAAGCUUGCCAAUGAUCCAGUUUAUCUCCUUGCUGAGUUCGCACAGUAUGGUGCUACAGAAACGGGUCCCUUCGCGAAUCCGGUCUCCGACUUUCUUGGUUGGGAGAAAGUGCCAGCAUCUCUGAGACCAACGUUGGGAGCGGCAGCAUUAGCUGAUCUUGAUCAAUAUCCCGCCGAUUGGCCCGAAAUCGAGUACAUAUCAGGAGCUGGCUAUGUGGGCGACUGGUCCACAUUACUCUUCGGCCAACCCAAAGACGGCUCACAGUAUGCCACUAUUCUCGCAACACUCGUAGCGCCGCGUUCCCGAGGGAACAUCACUGUAGUUUCCGCAGACACGAAUACCUUACCGAUCAUUAAUACAGCUUAUCUCCAAUCUCCCACAGACCAAAAAGUUGCUAUUGCUGCUUAUAAGCGAGUGCGACAGGCUUUUGAAACGGAAUUUAUGCAGAGAACUGUUCAAGGACCUGAGUAUUACCCUGGUGCUGAUGUUCAGACUGAUGACGAGAUUCUUUCGACUAUCAAGGGCAGUUUGCAGACGGUUUGGCAUGCAAGCUCCACUUGCAAGAUGGGAGUUGCGAAUGAUUCGAUGGCUGUGGUUGAUAGCCACGCUAAAGUGUUUGGCGUCGAAGGGUUGAGAGUCGUUGAUGCCAGUGCCUUUCCUUUCUUGCCCCCCGGACAUCCGCAGAGUACUGUUUACGCUUUGGCUGAAAAGAUUGCGGAUGAUAUCAAGAAUGGGCAGUAA